This is a messenger RNA of Schizophyllum commune H4-8, 2609 nucleotides long. RefSeq lists its product as uncharacterized. The coding region runs from base 146 to 2380 and encodes 744 amino acids. The transcript is spliced from 5 exons. Gene Ontology annotation, molecular function: nucleic acid binding. NCBI's taxonomy places the organism in Eukaryota, Fungi, Basidiomycota, Agaricomycetes, Agaricales, Schizophyllaceae. The record is from RefSeq and is a predicted model, not a curated record.
UCUUGCUUCAGCUUGUCCUCCUGCCUCCGUGCCGCGCACACUGCCCAUGGCCUGAUCCCCCGGGAACGCAUCCACAGCCCCCGCUGCUCGAUCCCAGACCCCGCAUAGAGCAUACAAACAAGCCACGCACCGUCGCCAGGCCGCCAUGUCCGUCGAGGCACUCUGCUCCCAAGCUCAAGCGCAAAGAACGGCGGACGACAUGGCCCCCACUGCGACGCUCCUCUCCGCCGCACCCCGCGCGGACAUUCCGGCCGCGCCAUCGCAAAUAAUCAUCCUUUCGCCACCUCAACAUGCCGCAAGGCAGAACGAUUCUGCUCAGGGCCCCGGCUCGACAAGGACAUCCUCAUCGUCUGGCUCCCCGUCCCCAAAUGUCGACGGCACGGCUAGCUCCCCGCAACCUUCGCAGACGGAAGGUGUAUCCACGAUCGCCUCGUCCGGUUCGACAUCACCCACCCAAGAGGUGGAUCCCCAGAUCCUGGAGGCCCUGAAGAGCAAGGAUCGGUUAUACGUGCUGAAGCAGGCCGAGCUCAUAGAGACUCUCAUUUGUGAACGAACCCCUCGCCGCCUCGAACUGAGCGCAUCGAGCAGCUACCAGCGCCUGCUCAUUCACCGCUGCUCCGCAUACUACAAGGUCCAGCCCGACCACGAAUCGGGCGCGAAGACCAUCCAUGUGUCGCUGACACCUGACAGCCGGAUACCUGGCAAGCGCAUCGCCGAGCUGGUGCCGGCUGAGCCCGAUGUGCAGCCCACGUUCAAAAUCAUGCGUCGUUCACCGCUUGAUCGACGUAAAACACAGUCGCAGGCGGGGUCGACCGCAGGCGAAGAGCCGGACAUGUCUGAUUUUGGGGACGCUUCGGAGGGGGGAAGUGUGGGCGGGAAGAGCAAUACAACAAGCUCGGGCAAGCGACACAUGACGAUCGAGGAGCGGGAGGCAGCGUAUAAUGAAGCGCGCACUCGGAUCUUUAUGGACUUCGAGGAGAAAGAGCGCAUGGCGGGCUCGUCCUCGGCCAUGUCGAGCUCGGCGUCUGCUAGCGCUGGUUUGGGUAGCAGCCUUGGUGACUACGAUGAGUCGGGAGGCUCUCCUCCCACCGAGAGCGACUGGCCCGCCCCUUCUGCGAGCAGAAAGGACGGCAGACGGAACAACUCAUCAAGGUCCAUGCGGGGCUCAUACAACAACGCCGGGAGCUCUCGCAAUUCUCGUGCUCCCUCUCCCUCACAGUCUUUCCAGUACGCAACGCUGUACGAGCAGCCAGCGCCCACUGGGUUUGAGGGCCAAGUGCCCCCUUACAACGGAACGCAAUACUACCUUCCGUUCCCUACUCAGCAGCACUACCCGCCGACGUAUACCUUCUAUCCGCCCUACGCACCAUAUCACCCACCGCCUCCGACGGUAGAGGAGGGGCAGAACGGCGGCGAAACUUUCCAUCACCCGCCAGGCCCGUAUCCAGCCCCAUACCCCUGGCCGCCCGCGCAAGCCCCGGUGGCCCCGCCCCCGCCGAUGGGUAUGCAACCGUCGCAUUCCAGCUCGUCUACCUUGUCGAACGCUGAUCAUCCGGCGCCGCCCAAUCACGCGUAUCAACCGCCAUAUGUGCCCGUGUUCUAUCCAAGCAUGGCCUUCCCUCAGUACCCUCCGCCCCCGCCCAUGGGGGCGCCCGCGAUGAUGCAACCGCAGCUGUACGAGCCGCCAUCGAUGAACGGCCACGGCACGAAUGGGAGAAGCACUGGCAACUCGUCCAGUACCAGUCGUUCAUCGUCUCGCAGCUCACAUCACGGCGGCAAGGGUCGCAACACGCGCACCUGGUCGACCUAUGGACCCGAUGCAAGGGCGCACGGUCCCGGAUACAAUUGGAAUGGGAACAACAGCGACGCGUUCGGGCCUCGUAUGUCGGGGAUGCGGCGGCAGUCGAGCCACUCGAGCCACGGCAGCUUGGGGCAGAGUAGAUCGUCAGAUGAGGUCUCGUCGGUAGCUUCGUCCUCCACGUCAUCCUCCUCGCGCCGGACGUACACCUCGACGGCGUCCUCGCAGCCGCCGCACCCGCUGCCCGCGCGCCCGGAUUGGGCCGUGGGGCUGAAGCCGGAGCCGACCCUGCAUGCGACGGGGAACCAGCGCGUGCAGCCAAGGCCCGUGCCCGUCCUGCAGGCGCAGGACUUCCCGCCGCUUACGACGCAGGCGGUCACGCCGGUUGAGCGGCGCGCCCCUGUUGGCGGCGCGUGGGCGAGCCCGUCGUCGACGCGCUCGGUGAUCAUGCCGGGAAAGCGCGCGGAGGACGAGCGCAACGGCAAGGAGCCGGACGACGGCAGCAACGCGCUCGCAGGAAAAAUGGCGGCUGCAUCGCUGGAUGACGGCGGCAAGGACGGCGGUGCCGCGCCGCCACCAUAGAGUGCGUCGCCAUCGUAGGGCGCACCGUUGCUUCGUACAGCGCUGGCUGGAGGCGCCUCGGGGCCUCCUCUUCUUGUGUGUGGUUCUUGCUGUUGUCGUUAUCCGCCGUGCUGUCGAACAUUGUCGUCGUCUUGUGUGCAGUUCCUAUUUACAAUAGAGUCGGGGUUGUAUCAUAAUUAUCUACAUCGUGUACGUAGUCAGGUGUAGAAUGAGAGCGGGUGUAUCUUGA